Messenger RNA from Penaeus monodon (black tiger shrimp), 613 nucleotides. Its product is annotated as neuropeptide-like protein 31. Bases 148 to 426 code for a protein of 92 amino acids. Lineage: Eukaryota; Metazoa; Arthropoda; Malacostraca; Decapoda; Penaeidae. The transcript has 2 exons. The record is from RefSeq and is a predicted model, not a curated record.
ACAUUUUCUUCAACAAGCAGCUCUCAGGACUAUUCUGGACAGAGCACCAAGGUCGCGAACUCUGCUAUAUAAAGUCCGCACCGGGUUGAACCUGGGCAUUAGUUGAAACAACCUCUUCUCUAGAACAACGGAGUCUCGACACUCAUCAUGAAGUUGGUCGGUCUCGCAUUGGCUCUCGUGCUGCUCUUGUCCGCCGUCCUGUCGCCCAGCCAAGCCACGCCGGACGCCCGAGCAGACCCGAAUCCGUUCUUCUUCAAAAAGAAGUAUGGCUAUGGCGGUUAUGGCUACGGCGGAUAUGGCUACGGCGGAUAUGGCGGUUAUGGCCAUGGCGGAUAUGGCGGAUAUGGCGGAUAUGGCGGAUAUGGCGGUUAUGGCCACGGUGGAUAUGGCGGUUUUGGCGGUUACGGAAUAGGGAAAUACUGGUGAAGGAAGAGACAGGCAGACUCCUCAAGCACGAUGUUGAAGAGUUAAGAUUUUCACUCGCUCUACGAAAUACCAUCAUCUUGUCGAAAACCAUGAAAAUAAAAUUAAUUAACGAUUCCUUAGGAAAUAAAAAAUAAAUUAAUUAACGAUUCCUUAGGAAAUAAAAAAUAAAUUAAAUAUGUACCUAACA